AUGCGUUCUGUGAUAUUUUUGUCUUUUCUCUCUGCAGAUAAAGAUCUACAGUUUCACAUUGUUAAGCAAGCUAGAGCUCAAAGUGCGAAAGAAGGUACAGGCUACAGUGAAGGAUCUUACUCGUUACUGCCUGUAGAAGUUCCGCAAAAUCACAAGCGUUUCACCUGUGACCUGACUCAAGCUGAUCGCCUUGCUCUUUAUGAUUAUGUUGUUGAGGAAACAAAGAAACAGAGGUCUAGAUCCCAAAUCACGGAAAAUGACAGUGACCUCUUUGUGGAUUUAGCAGCAAAAAUCACCCAAGAUGACAGUCAGAAGGGUCCAAAGUCCCAUCUUGAAAUUCUGGCUGAAAUGCGAGACUACAAAAGGCGGCGGCAGUCAUACAGGGCUAAGAAUGUUCAUAUAACAAAGAAGUCUUACACUGAGGUGAUUCGGGAUGUGAUUGGUGUGCAUAUGGAAGAACUCAGCAAUCACUGGCAGGAGGAGAGUAGGUUGGAUGAUGCAGAGAUAUGUGAAGGAGGGAAGUCAAAAUCUUCAGGGAGAAAGGAAGACAGGCGGUCAGUUUCAGUGGAGUCACGACAGUCUGGAGGAAGCUAUAAGGAUACUGAACGCGCCAGACAUAGAAGAGAGAGCAGCAGGAGUCCAAAUAAACGAAAAAGGAGUCGUGAGAGAGGCAAAGACAGAGAUUCUCGGAGAAAAAGAGAGAGGGAUGAAGACAAAUAUCACAGCCAUAAAAGAAGAAAGUAGAAACAAAAACCUGAGUAUUUUGUUUGUCAGCUGUUCAAAAAAAUUACAUGCACCAGAACUAUUGUUACUGCUGUUGUGCCGGGGACAGUCAUGCUGUGUGCCUAAUACUGGUUUUGCAUCACAGCUGAGCUUGGAGACAAAAAUGCAGUAGUGUUACGGUUCAUCAGGAUGGAAGCAGUAUGUAUCAGAAAAUGCGUAAUACUAAUGCAUCUAUGAA
Egretta garzetta (little egret) is the source of this 961-nucleotide messenger RNA. It is a transcript of the gene SNRNP48, whose product is annotated as small nuclear ribonucleoprotein U11/U12 subunit 48. Gene Ontology annotation, cellular component: nucleoplasm; U12-type spliceosomal complex; cytosol. NCBI's taxonomy places the organism in Eukaryota, Metazoa, Chordata, Aves, Pelecaniformes, Ardeidae. The coding region runs from base 1 to 744 and encodes 247 amino acids. The record is from RefSeq and is a predicted model, not a curated record. The transcript is spliced from 7 exons.